Molecule: messenger RNA, 8499 nt
Organism: Xyrichtys novacula (pearly razorfish)
Lineage: Eukaryota; Metazoa; Chordata; Actinopteri; Labriformes; Labridae
Source: the annotation of a GenBank genome assembly
AUGGAUCAGAAUGAGGACAAGCGGGAAGGGGGACAAGCUCAGAGGUAAGAUGACAACUUGUUUAACUACUCAUUUUUAGCAUAAUUCUUAUAUAAAUUUGUAGCAUCACAGGAAAGAGCUUGAAAAGUCUAACCAGUUACUGUGGGUUAAACUCUGAUGCGGUCUGAUACCCACAGGGCAGUAUGCAGAUAUUUAAGAUAUGGGCACUAACUUCUGCAGCCAGUGGUGUGUGAAUGAAAAAGCUGCAAGCCAAAGUGUAAAGCUACAGCAAAAGCCCUCAAGUAGUUUCAGACCACUUGGCAAACUGGUGAUAAAAAUGAAGCCAAUGAAGAAGUCCCAAAAACUCCAGCUCCCUGACUGUCCAUUGGAAGUUGCCCCCUAACAUAAAUUAAUCCCCAUCGAGCUUUAUGUUGAAAUGUCCAACUUGACAGCAGGAAAUAGGUGCCUACAGCCAAAAGAUAGGCCCCGGGUAAACCAUGUGGAUUAUCCAAUAACAGACAGGGUGUGUAGUUGCCCUCUCAUUUCCUCCUUAAGAUUAUUUUGAUGAGUCAACAAGAGAGGGGCUCAGUUAUCUGUCCUGUGAUGCAGAAGACAGCUUUGCCUGUGUCCUCUACUCUGUGGGUUAUGAGAGACAUGAUACUGCAGAAUCAUGUUGAGAUGUGUUCAAGGAACAAAAAAGGAUUAGGACGCCAAAAAGUAUGAAGUAUGUGCUUGAUAUAUCCCUUUGCUGAUCACACCUCCAAUGGAUUGAGAGUAAAACCUGGUUUGUGGAGAAGGCAUGGUACUUAUAUGUUAAAGUCCAGGAGUGCUCCAGAGUUGAGCUCCUGCAACGAGCUGUACCCAGCCCUGAUCAAGGACUCCUGAUAAUUCUUGCAAAAACAAGGUGCGCUAAGAGUCCAAGUUUUAUCCACAUUAACCCUGAAAGUGUCUCAGUUUCAGAGGAGUUCUCUACCUCUCGCAUAUUCAAUCGAGGAGCCUCACUUUCACAGAAUGGAUUAUUUUUUGAUUUGUAUGAACAUACAGUAACUGAUCCCCGAAUCUUCCACUUAUCGAGAUGUAAGCGAGAAAAGUUCUUUACAGAAUAGUUCCUGUUUGAAAAGGAGCUGAUUCUUCAUGGUUUCUCCAAAGAGUCCAUCAGGAGGCUUUAAAGGUUCCCAGGGGUCCUUCCACCCAGCAGCAUCAAGCAACCCUGGACUCCAUAUUUAAGGUCUGUACAUGUACAGUUACUGCUUUUACAUCUAUCCUGUUAAAAUCAUCUCUGUGCUGCACUGCUGAGAACAGUGGAUUUUCAGUCCGUCUAUCGUGGGUAUGAUGUUUGGUCCACGAUUUCAGUUUAAAUGUCUCUUUUUUGUUCCAGUCGCUGGAGGAACACAUCCUGACUUUGGUGAAGACAGAGUUGAAGAGGAUGCAGGAAGAUCUUAAUUCUGGAUUCUCAGAAAGUCAGGGAGCGGUUAGUGAGGAAGGAAUUCAAGAGCGUACCAUCAGAGAGAUCACCAUGGACUUCCUGAGGAGAAAUAGGCAUGAGGAGCUGGCUGACUGUCUGCAAAACAGUAAGGGGAUUUCUUAAGAUUAAAAUGCUGACCAAAUGACAUAUUUGACAUAAACUUUAUUAAUACUGAAGGAAAAUUCAAUUAGGAUCCUUGGUUGAAAUUAGAUAGUUAUAGUGAUGUUUAAAUUUUCACGUAUUUUACUUUUUUACUCAGGAACUCCUGCAUCGGUUUGUCAACGCAGACUUAAAGCUAAGCUGAAGAAAGAGUACCAGAGAGUCUUUGGCAAUCCAGAGGGGAUUGAUACAGAAAGAAAACUUACGCCUCUGAAUGACAUCUACACAGAGCUCUACAUCACAGAGGGAGAUACUGGAGAGGUCAACGAUGAACACGAGGUCAGACAGAUUGAAACAGCGUCCAGGAAACCAGACAGACCAGAAACAACCAUCAGACAGGAAGACAUCUUUAAACCAUUACCAGAGAGACAUGAACCAGUCAGAACAGUGAUGACAAAGGGAGUGGCUGGCAUUGGGAAAACCGUCUUAACACAGAAGUUCACUCUGGACUGGGCUGAAGACAAAGCCAACCAGGACAUCCACUUCAUAUUUCCAUUCACCUUCAGAGAGCUGAAUUUGCUGAAAGAGAGAAAGUUAAGCUUGGUGGAGCUUAUUAAUUUCUUCUUCACUGAAACCAAAGAAGCAGGAAUCUGCAGCUUUGAAAACUUCCAGGUUGUGUUCAUCUUUGACGGUCUGGAUGAGUGUCAACUUCCUCUGGACUUCCACAACAAUGAGGUCCUGGCUGAUGUUACAAAGUCCAGCUCAGUGGAUGUGCUGCUGACAAACCUCAUCAAGGGGAACCUGCUUCCUUCUGCUCGCCUCUGGAUAACCACAAGACCUGCAGCAGCCAAUAAGAUCCCUUCUAAGUAUGUGGACAUGGUGACAGAGAUCAAAGGGUUCACUGACCUUCAGAAGGAGGAGUACUUAAGAAAGCGGUUCAGAGAUAAAGACCAGGCCGGCAAAAUCAUCUCCCACAUCAAGACGUCCAGAAGUCUCCACAUCAUGUGCCACAUCCCGGUCUUCUGCUGGAUCACUGCUACAGUUCUGGAGGAUGUACUGAAAACCAGAGAGGGAGGAGAGCUGCCCAAAACCCUGACUGAGAUGUACAUUUAUUUCCUGGUGGUUCAGUCUAAAAGAAGGAACAUCAAGUAUGAAGGAGGAGUUGAGACGGAUUCUGAAACAAAGUUGGAUGAGAGGAUUGAGUCUCUGGGAAAACUGGCUUUUGAGCAGCUGCAGAAAGGAAACCUGAUCUUCUAUGAAUCAGACUUGAUAGAGUGUGGCAUCAAUAUCAAAGAAGCCUCUUGGUACUCAGGAGUGUUCACUCAGAUCUUCAGAGAGGAGAGCGGACUGUACCAGGACAAGGUGUUCUGCUUCAUCCAUCUGAGUGUUCAAGAGUUUCUGGCUGCUCUUUAUGUCCACCGGACCUUCACCAACUCUGGAGCCAACCUGCUGUCAGAAGAUCCAUCAACCAUCCAUGGAUCUACAAUUCCACCAGAGUUCUACCAGAGUGCUGUGGACAAGACCUUACAGAGUCCAAAUGGACACCUGGACUUGUUCCUCCGCUUCCUCCUGGGACUUUCACUGCAGACCAAUCAGACUCUCCUACGAGGUCUUCUGACUUGGAAAGGAAGAAGCUCAGAAAACAAUCAGGACACAAUAAUGUACAUCAAGAGUAAGAUUGAAGAGGCCCCUAAUGUUGAGAAGAGCAUCAAUCUGUUCCACUGUCUGAAUGAACUGAAAGAUCGCUCUCUGGUGGAGAAGAUCCAACAGUCCCUAAAAUCAGGAAGCCUGUCCUCGGAGAACCUGUCUCCUGCUCAGUGGUCAGCUGUGGCCUUCAUCUUACUGUCAUCAGAGAAAGAUCUGGAUGAGUUUGACCUGAAGAAAUACUCCACUUCAGAGGAGGUUCUUCUAAGGCUGAUGCCAGUUGUAAAGGAAUCCAAGAACGUUUUGUGAGUCCACUAUAGUCAUCAAUAAACUCAGAUGUAAACUAUAUAAAUAAUUAACCCCAAUUAAUUCUUCCUGUUUUCUGUCAAGACUGAGUUACUGUAACCUGUCAGAGAGAAGCUGCGAAGCUCUGUCUUCAAUCCUCAAGUCCAAGUCUUCUAAUCUGAGAGAGCUGGACCUGAGUAACAACGACCUGCAAGAUUCAAGAGUGGAGAAGUUGUCUGAAGGACUGCAGAGUUCAAACUGUAGGCUGGAAACCUUAAGGUCAGAUAAAAACACAGUUUGUGCUUGUUCUUUACUGCUUAUUCUUGUACUUGUUCACUUGUAAAAUAAUGAUGUUACACACAAACAAAACUAAGUAAAACAAAUGUGGGUAACUCAAUGGCUAGUCCUCAGAUUCAGCACGCACAAUUUCUCACACUUUUUUUGCACCCCUUAAGCACAUAACCCUUUUACCAACUACUGGCCAGUGGGGUUGGGCAUCUUAAGUGAAAGGCCGACAUAAUGCACAUCUCGAUUCAAUGUCUCCGAUACGAUAUAUUAAAGAUACAUGUGUGGCAUUGUGUGAUGCAAUACAUACAAUGCGAGUUUGUUCGGUGAACGAGCCCCUCUCCUCCCCUUCUGCUGAAGUCACAGAAUCGUUCACUGGGUUACACAUGUCGUUCAUCCACCAAGUCCUGAAGGAAGAGUCACUCCCCUGCCCUGAAAAACUCACCUCUCUGUGUGUCGCCGUCGGCGGAAACAACACAGCAGCAAGCAGCAUGCCCGCUAAACAAGUGCCAGUCAUCAUUUAUACUGCGGAAAAGUGAAGAGAUUAAAAAUAAAUAAACAUCUUAGCUGUAGUGGGGAUUCUGAUAGUUUUAAAAAUAUCAAAUAGCGUAUUGCAUUAGAUCAGCCGAAAUUAAAUCCUUGUUGCAGAAAAGUUUAUAUAAUGUAAAGGCACUAUGAUGCACUGUUUUAUCUUAGCCUCAGUGAACGAACCGGUGCUCAGCAGUAAGUGAAUGGCGCUACACCGCUCUCUCCUCUGCCUGCCUCAAGUCAUUCGGAAGUCGUUCGUUUCGUUCACAGUCUGACUGGUUCAUGUUGUUCACAGACGUUUCAUUCACAGACUGACUGAUAUAUAUCGUUCAUCCGCUGUGAGCAUGAGACUCCACCCGCCCACUAGCUAGCUGGCUGUGUGUCAUUCGCAAAAGAGUCAAAGGUGGCAGUUUCACUCCCAACUGGCACACCAGGCUUGUGGCUGAGCUCAACUGAACUGAAAAAGGAACGAAUCAGCUCUUAGAGUAAUUCCAUUCACAUCGUUCUCUCAGCAUCGUAUUAUGAACGAAACGUUCAUAAACAACACAACACGAGCAGGGAUCUGCUUUUCAGAGAAUAGAGUUUAGUGUUGCCAAACUUUCGAUCUACAACUCAGAUGAGGAUAAAUUUGCUCAGCGUCCGACAUGUUGGUUUACCUUACUCCUCCCACUCCUUCUCACUGCUAGUAUUUAUCCACGGCACAUGUAGUGCAUCUGCGGAGCUGAUACUUUAGUUUGUAGUGUACAUCCGCAAGUCUGCUGAGUAAGUCAUGUGGGUCGUAGAAAUUAUGUCCUCAAAGCGGUUCAGUAACAUUAAAAAAAAAAUUAAAGUAUUAAACGGAUCGGAUUGUAUCGAUACAAACAUUUAAAAUUUGAUACAUCUGAAUAUGUAUUCAAAAUUGCAUUCACUCUUAGCUACUCUACCAAUCGCUCGCAUUGUGCAUGCACGUGACCGCGUAUCGAUUAAUCUUUUCAUCCCUACUGGCCAUGCAACAAGAUAUGCCUCACCCCAACAGCUUAAAAUUAUGAAAGAAAGUCAACUGUGAGAAAGAUGUAGCAAUAAUUUCAAAUGUAGAAACCUUUACAAAAUGCAGAAUGUGUGCUUUUAGCUCAAAGCCCUGCAGCAUGAGAAAAGAAGCUUUUCCUUGACUAACUGUGUUUAGCUUGAUGUGACACAGAUACUUUCUGGGAUGUUACCAUUCAACAGCUGGGGACCCAUCUUGGGUUUGCCUUGCCACUGUGAAAGCAUCUUGAAGGGGGCGUCAGCUUACCCCUGCAGCUGGUUUAUCCUUAGGACUGUGACUUUGAGGCUAUUUACUAGUCCUAUUUACCAACCUGAAUAACUAACUGUAAAUUCAUUUUCUUCCUGUUGUCUGUCCAGACUAAGUUUCUGCAAGCUGUCAGAGAGAAGCUGUGAGGCUCUCGCUUCAGUCCUCAGCUCUAGGUUUUCUCGUCUAAGAGAGCUGGACCUGAGUGACAAUGACUUGCUGGAUUCAGGAAUGAAGCAGUUGUCUGAAGGACUACAGAGUUCAAACUGUAAACUGGAAACCUUAAGGUCAGAUCAAGACAGAGGUUGUGCUUGUUCUUCAUCUGUUUCCUACUGUAGACACAAAGGCACUGCAAUUCUUGUUGGUUUGUGUCUAUACAGACUGUCAGGCUGCCUGAUCACAGAGGAAGGGUGUGCUUCCCUGAUCCUUGCUCUGAGACGCAACCCCACCUAUCUGAGAGAGCUUGACCUGAGCUACAACCAUUUGGGUGAGUCUGGAGUGAAGCAGCUGUCAGCUGGACUGAGGAAUUCACAGUGGAAACUGGAAACUCUAAGGUAUGAAAUGACAUGCUACAUCUUAAAACAAUAGAGGAAAGAGCUGUUAACAAUUACUUGGUGCUCAAUUAACCCAUUCAUCCACCCAUCCACUCACCCAUCUAUCCAGGAGGCAUCCUUAUCAGAUGACUGAACCAUUGCAUCCAGUUUCUUUUAAUGUAAAGGAGCAACAGCUCUACUCAAAGUUCCCUCUUGCUAUUUCCUUAUCAAGGCCAGAGGCCAGAAACCCUUUGGAAGAAAACUCUUGCAUUAACAAUUGGUCACUACCCAAAACUUAUGACCGUGGCUCAGAGUUGGAAUGUAGAUUGGCUGGUAAAGUGAAAGUUUUGCUUCCUGGCUAAGCUCCCUUUUACCCCCACAGCCUUUACCACAGGCUCCUUACAUCAUGGUCUUGGGACUGCAGUCCCACUCAUUCCCUUCCUGCUCACAUCAACAUUCAGAACACCACUUUGUAUUUCUCUGUCUUGCACAUGGGAAGAGCUGGUUGAGGGCAGAGAUGUGCAGACAUGUCCUCUUAUGACUUAUGAAACUGUACACACACUGUAUACUCUGUAAAGUUGGUCAUCCACCUCAAGCUUGACUGGGACACACCUUGGCUGGUGUCACUGGAGAGUAUUCAGCAGCAGAGUCUCAGGUUGGUUGUUCCAGUACCUCACCAGCCUCAUCGUAUCAUUUCCUGAAACAUUCUUAAAUCAUAUGUUGCCUUAAAAAAGUGUGGUUGAUUUGCCAAAUGAAGGCAGAGAGAUGACCUUAUAGCUCUGUUUACUGGUCCAUUGGAUUGUCCUCUUUGGUGAAGCACUAAGUGUGUUGAUAAAAGUGUGGCUGGACACCUGCUCUUUAAACGCUGUAGCUAUAGUGAGGGCAGCAUUUGGGGUGUUUGGUUGAAUGCCAGUUCUAUGAAAAAGUGUAUAUUAUUGGAAUGUGUUGCAAAGCCACUAAGCUGGACAUGCCAACGGCUCUAUUGUUGGUUUUAAAAACCAACGCAACUGUUUUCUAUUAUUACCCAAGGAAGCACCAAAGAAAAGAAAAAGUUUUAUUCGUAGCUGGCUAGAGAUGGUGCCAGUUUGUUAAUUUAUACCAACCACUUCACUUUGAAUUGCUUCAGCAAUAAGGGGUUACCACAUAAAGCCACAAUAGGAGGCUCAAAAAUAUUACCUCUCUAAUUUUAAUGUAGCAGUCAGAGACAUGCCGGUGUUAACACAGGUGCAACUCUUAUACAGUUUCCCCCUCCUGUUAGGUAGGGUGACCAUUAUCUGAAUCCCCAAAAAGAGGACACUAGUACAUGGGGUGGAGUCACGUGCAAAACUUUGAGGAUUUUUCAGGUCGAGUGUUUUUUACAUGCUUCUAACUCAGUUGGUCCAUGGUACACAAAGGCAAAAUUUCCAUACAAAACCCCAGACCUUUGAAGGAUUUUAUAAACUCCCCCCAGACAGGCCGGACAUCACUGGGAAAAGAGGAUGUAUGGUCACCCUACUGUUAGGGGUCAAAUACUGAAUCAAAUGUGGGAGUGCUGGUGUGGGUUCUCCUGGGGGGCUCACCAUGUUAGUUUGGAUGUUUUUGCACCUCUGUAUCUAGAAAAUAAAUGGGUUGAAAGCCUAUGUUGAAUACAUGCCUGACCCUGUCCUUUUUUUCAGGGUGGAAUUUAGUGGAGCCCAGUAUUUGAGACGAGGUCUGAGGAAGUGUAAGUGUGUACAGUUGGAUUUUAUAAUUCUAAACUGAUGCAGAUUCAAACAAUCUUCUUGCUUUGACAUCACUGAUUCAAAUCUCUGCUGUUGUGAGUGAUUUAUAUUCUAUUCUCUGUAAAACUGCAGCUGUGUUGUGUCAUGUUUCCUCCAUCAGAUUCCUGUGAAAUCCGAUUUGACAGAAACACCAUAAACAAAAAGAUCAAACUGUCUGAAAACAACCAGAAGUUGACAUAUGUGGAAGAGGAUCAGCCAUAUCCUGAUAACCAAGAGAGGUUUUACCAUCGUCAGCUGCUUUGUGAAACUGAACUAACCGGUCGCUGUUUCUGGGAGGUUGAGUGCUCAGGAUACACUGAUGUAUCAGUCAGCUACAGAGGAAUCAGCAGGAGAGGAGAUCGGGAUGACUGUUUAUUUGGGAGGAACACCCAGUCCUGGUGUCUGCACUGCACUGACAGUGGCCGAUUUUGUGCCUGGCACAACAACCAAGGGAUCAUCUCCUCCUCUCGCUCCACCUCCUGCGUCUCCUCUGUCGUGACCAAAAUAGCAGUGUAUUUGGACCAUCCUGCUGGAACUCUCUCUUUCUACUUAGUGUCUUCUGGCACACUGAUCCACCUGCAUACUUUCAAAUGCACGUUCACUGAACCUCUGUAUCCUGGGUUUAGUUUUCAGUUCUGUGGUCCUGGUUCCUCAAUGAAGCUGUGUUCCCAGUAA